CGGUGCAGCAUCGGCGCGGGCUCUCCUCACAACGUCUGGCGCGCCAGCCAUAUCAUCACUGCAAAUCAGCCAACAUCAUGGCCGACUCAUUGGAGACCGCGCUGGCCAAGAUACGCCCUCACACAUCGUCGUCACUACCUCACCAAAAGACACCUGCGACCCUGCUGCACGCUCUCGAGGCGACCUUCCGGGAGCAGAACACUCAACCGUCUCCAACCGCCUACUUCGCCGCUCUUCUAACUACCAUCGAGGGUGCCUUGCAAGCCGCACCUACAUCCGGACCACCACUUGGCGACGGAGAUGUACUACCUGCAAUCCUCUACUUACUCGCCCUUGUCACCCCGCACGUCUCGCACCCUGUCAUACGGGCCCACCUAGACACCACAAUAUCACUCACAUCACCCCUGUUUCCUACUCUUGUCUCCCAUGCGCCGCCGUUGCGAUCGCAGCUCGGACUGUACGGUGCGAUCUUCCAGGCCCUCGAACGUCCGCAGCUAGAGUCACAGGGCCUCCGCCAGUCUUUCAAUUUCAUUCUGCAGCUCACCCUCGAUCCACGUCCGAAAGUGCGGAAGAAGGCUUGUGAGAUCGUCAAAGAAGUCCUCGCAAAUCCGCCGGCCCCAUUGCUUCAACAUCCCUAUGCUCAGCGAGUCGCGGAUUGGUCCAUCUCCGCUCUCGGAGAAGUCAACACGGGUGCCCCAGUGAAGUUCAAGGGGAAGAAAGCAGAGACAGACAACCCGGACACUGCGAUACAUCUGCUCGCAUUUUUGCGCCCUGUUCUCCCCACACUUCCUGCUGCAUCCUUGCCCUCCCUAACAUCAUCCCUCCUCCUGCUCCCGCGGCUUGGCAACCCCUACCUUGCACAGUCUGCGUACUCCCUACUCUCCGAUCUGCUUAGUUCGGCCGUCGACGAUCCAUCAAGCGGUAUUCGAGAGCAGCUUUCGGACAUCCUCGAUGCCGUUCUCUCGUCUUCGCCCGCCAAGACCGACACUGUCCUGGCACCUGUGUGGGCAGCGGUCCUCGGAAACGCUAUGCUUGCGCUUUACGCGACUGACUCAGAGAAGAGUGCGAAGGAUGUGAACAAGGCCUGGAAGGCAGCAUGGCCGCUGCUCGAGUUCCAGGACACAGAGACACGCAAGGCGGCGGCCCAGGCCCUCAACCAAGUGGGUCAGUGUUUCGCGCCUUCACUUAUCAAAUCCGCGCUCGCGGAGAAGGCUGGUCAGGAGAAGAAGUCGGUCAUUGGCAAGAUCGUCGCGCAGACGACCAAAGCCUUCGACGCACUCAGCUUGGCCCGCUCGAUACUGGAGUUGCUCGCGGUUGUCUCGUCACUCAUCGAUAAUCUGAGGUAUCGCGGUGGCUCCAGAACGUCACCGACGGCGUCCGAACAGCUCCUUCUGCCCCUUAUCGCGAAGGUGGGCGACCUCAGGGUACAGAAGACCUUCGAGUACAAGGAGGCCGCAGAUGCCACUCUGAGCACAGCUAUGCGUGUUCUGGGUCCCGAGGUUCUGCUCAAGGCUUUACCUCUCGAUCUCGAACCAGCGGACAGACAAGCUGGUCGUGAACCGCGUGCCUUCCUACUCCCUCUCCUCUCCCAGCCACAUCCCUCGCCUCUCGGACAUUUCCUGGCGUACUUCGUACCUCUCACGGAGCGCAUGUUCGAUCUACAGCAAACCGCAGAGAGCGCCGGCCGCAAGUCGGAGGCGAAGGUGUGGAGCGUCCUCGUCGAGCAGAUUUGGCAGGGCUUACCGGGCUACUGCUGGGGACCCCCGGAUCUGCAGAAGGCCCUGACACCAGAAUUCGCCCAGCUGCUGUCCCAGCUUCUGUACAACCAGACGGAGCUGCGGCCGGCCAUUCUGCGCGCUCUCAAGACGUUGAUCGAGUCGAAUCUCGCCAUCGCCUCUGGAGACCUCACCAAACUUCCGGAGUCGGUGCGCGUUGAUGUGAUCUCAGAAGCGGAGGCCGAGCAGAACGUGAAGUUCCUGCGCGGGCAGGCCGAGAGUUGGCUUGCUGUGCUCUUCAACGUGUUCAGCAGCGCCGGGAGAGACUCGCAGGGCAUGGUCGGGGACGUCGUCAGUGUGUGGGCUGGCAUCGCCGGUGAGCAGGAGAUUGCUAGGGCAUACAUCAAGCUUGUCGACCUGUUCAAGCAGAACCUCGUGAAGACGAGUAAGUCUGCGGGCGCAAAGGGCCUAGAGAACAUCACCGCGGUAACCCAAGACCUGCUCGUGCUCGUGUUGCCUCACCUUUCCUCCGUGGAUGCUACCGCGCUCUUCGACCUCUGCCUCAAGAGCGAGGUGCUGGAGAGCAGAGACAACGGCGUACAGAAGCGCGGGUACAAGAUCCUUGCGAAGCUCGUGGAAGGCGAAAAGGCGACGGUAGAUGUUGACGCGGUGCUCCGGCAACUGGACGGUGUCGCUGAUGGUCUCGCUGCGGCAGCAAAGAAGGACCGAUUCCAGCUGCUCACUCGUCUUGUCCCACUUAUACCACCUGCGCAUCUUCAUCUCAUGCUGUCCGUCAUCCCAGAAGCGGUUCUCGGUACCAAGGAGCCGUCCGAGAAGGCUCGCAAUGUUGCAUUUGACCUGAUUGUUGUGAUGGGCAAGAAGAUGAACGAGGGUGGAGUAGUCAAGCGGAGUGCGGUUGACGGAAUGGAUCAGGAUGGUGCUCCAGAAGCGACUGCUAGUCUUGACGAAUACAUGACCAUGAUUGCUGGCGGACUAGCAGGUGCGACGCCGCAUAUGAUUAGUGCGACCGUCACAGCUAUUUCCCGUCUCGUCUUCGAGUUCAAGGAUUCGCUGUCCCUUCAGAUGCAAAAGGAUAUCUUCACUACCCUCCUCGUCUUCGUCACCUCCGCCAACCGCGAGAUUGUCAAGUCCGUGCUCGGUUUCGUCAAGCUCGCGAUCCACACAAUGGCCGCCGACCUUCUCCGCCCGCACCUCAAGGAGCUUGUCCCUGCUCUUCUCCGCUGGUCGCACGACCACAAGAACCACUUCAAGGCGAAGGUCCGCCACAUUUUCGAGCGCAUGCUCCGAAGAUUCGGGUGGGAGGAUGUGUACGCUUGUGCGGGUGAGGAGGACGCACGCAAAGUGCUGGUGAAUAUCAAGAAGAGGAAGGAUAGGGCCAAGAGGAAGAAAGCCAUGAACGCGGAUAACGAGGACGAGGAGGAACCCGCGUCGAAGCCCUCUGGUGGAGAUGCCUUCGAGGACGUUUUAUACGGGAGCGAGAGUGAGCUUGACGAUAGCGAUGAUGAUGUACCCGCAGCUCGCAACGCGCGGUCUGAAAAAUCCAAGAACAACAGCGGAGGGGCUCGUAUUCGUAUGGACGACAAUGAACCCAUGGAUCUCUUGCACGGUGCAGCAGCCCGUCUCACCAACGCAAAAGGUGGCAAGCGGCGAAAGCCGGGCCAGGAUGCCGCUCGCUUCAAGACAGAUGAAGACAGUGGCAAAAUGGUCAUUGACGAGGACGAGGAAGCAGCGGAUGAGGUCGCGGCAGCAGACGACGCUUACAAGGAGAGCUUGACAUCAGCAGACGGUUUCACGCGCGGUCCGAACGGGCGUAUCAAGUUCAACAAGGACACGAAGAAACGGCGGAGAGAAAAUGAGGAGGCUGACGCAGAUGUCGAGAUGGGCGAGGCUGAUGCGGCCGGUGGCAAGAAGAACAAGCGGAGAACAGAAGCUAAGCUUGGCCAAGAGUUCAAGGCUAAGAAAGCUGGAGGCGAUGUCAAGAAGGGGGGCGUGGAGCCAUACGCCUACCUGUCGUUGUCACAAGCAGCCAAAAAGCAGGGACGCAAGCGCGUUGGAAUCGCUGGGAAGCGAUGAAGCAGACCGUUCACUAGCUGUGCUUGUACCUGUGUACUUUCUGAGGAUCUAUCUCGCUAUGCAUGUGUCUUUCGAA
This is a messenger RNA of Rhodofomes roseus, 3885 nucleotides long. RefSeq names its product ribosomal RNA-processing protein 12. The record is from RefSeq and is a predicted model, not a curated record. The coding region runs from base 78 to 3809 and encodes 1243 amino acids. The transcript is spliced from 11 exons. Lineage: Eukaryota; Fungi; Basidiomycota; Agaricomycetes; Polyporales; Fomitopsidaceae.